AUGGACACGGAACACUUCCGUCCGAAGGAUGAUUUCAUCGAGCUCGUUCAACGGAGCUCCUACUGGCUACGGGCAAUGGCCACUACGAUGGGCAUCUGGCCUAACCGGUACGUUACGAUACGCCAGCAGUGGUAUCGACGGUUGUACUACUUUAUGCUGCUGAUGCACUGGCUCAACACCUAUCUGCAGACGGAGUUUUUCUUCCGCAACUUGGGCAACUUGAGCUUGGUUGUGCAGGGACUCUGUAGCUUUGUCAGCAUCACCACAACCGGCAUCAAGGUGAUGCGGAUGCAUGCCUACGAAGAGCAGAUUGUGCAGCUCUGGGAAGCACUAGAAGCAGCGAUCUUUCUCAAGAAGAUAAGAUUUUUGCGCAAAACCGACAGGGAAACUAUCUUCGGGCGCAUUAACAAGCUGCUUGCAGACCAGUGGAAGGAAGUGCAGCUUAAUUUACGCUUCUACACACUCGUGGUGGGUCUGGUGGCUUCUAACUAUUCGAUCAUACCGGCCUGCAGCAAUCUGUACAAUCAGUUCCAGGGUAAUGCGUACAACAGGAGCUUUGUUUACAACACGUAUUAUCCAUUUCUUGAGCCCAUCAAACGCCACUCGCCCCUUUUCGAGCUGUUGUUCUGCUCCGAAUCGCUGUCCGGCUUCACCACUUGGGCCGGUGUCGUCGCGUUCGAUGGCCUGUACGUUGUGAUGGUACUGUACGCUGCGUCGCUGAUGCGUUUGUUAAGAGAUUUAAUGCACGAAACAGCGAACCCGAACCUGUCCGAUGCUGAGAGAGCUUUCUUUCAGCGUGAAUGCAUUCUACACCACAUACGAACGAUGCAAUUAAUUGAAAGGAUAAAUGAGAUAUUUUCACCGGUUUUGUUGGUGCAACUUUUUACCAGCACUUCGAUCAUCUGUGUAAUAGCGUUCGCGGCCAGUAUGCAUGCGGACGAGGGCGACUCACAAACGAUGUUGAUGGUGCUCUACCUGAUAGCGGCUAUCUACCAGCUGUUCCAGUUCUGUUGGUACGGUCAGAGGCUCCAGAACGAGAGUACCGAGCUCCCAUUAUCGGUGUAUGAAGCACAGUGGGAACUUUGUGCAGAACGUUUCAAGAGCUCGCAUCAAAUCCUGCUACUCUACAGUCAGCGGCAGAUCGAUAUGCGUGCCUGGAGCUUUUCCGCCAUGUCACUCGAAACCUUCUCCACGAUAAUACGAAGUGCCGCAUCCUACUUCACCGUACUGCAGACGCUGGCCGAGGAAUAGGUUGCGACCAUCGUCGCAAUGCGC
Anopheles maculipalpis is the source of this 1275-nucleotide messenger RNA. Its product is annotated as odorant receptor 63a-like. Gene Ontology annotation, cellular component: plasma membrane. NCBI's taxonomy places the organism in Eukaryota, Metazoa, Arthropoda, Insecta, Diptera, Culicidae. The transcript has 8 exons. The coding region runs from base 1 to 1251 and encodes 416 amino acids. Gene Ontology annotation, biological process: detection of chemical stimulus involved in sensory perception of smell; sensory perception of smell. The record is from RefSeq and is a predicted model, not a curated record. Gene Ontology annotation, molecular function: odorant binding; olfactory receptor activity.